This is a messenger RNA of Halteromyces radiatus, 650 nucleotides long. RefSeq lists its product as uncharacterized. Gene Ontology annotation, biological process: protein insertion into ER membrane. The coding region runs from base 102 to 455 and encodes 117 amino acids. The record is from RefSeq and is a predicted model, not a curated record. Gene Ontology annotation, molecular function: protein folding chaperone. NCBI's taxonomy places the organism in Eukaryota, Fungi, Mucoromycota, Mucoromycetes, Mucorales, Cunninghamellaceae. The transcript is spliced from 4 exons. Gene Ontology annotation, cellular component: endoplasmic reticulum membrane.
GAAAAAAAAAAUAAAAAACGCCAAAUUGAAAUCCCGUCAAAAAUUUAGUUUGUAUGAACUUAACAAAUCUAUCUUGUUUUUCUUUCGCUUACUUAUAAAACAUGUCAUCUGCUGAUCCUCGUCGUCCUGAUAAAGUUGUCGCUUUCCAUAUGCCUCCAGUACCUGAGGAUGAAGCAUCUGAUUGGAACAGCAAUAUUGCUAUGUAUACCGCCAUGGCUGGUAUCUUCUUAAGAAACCAAUUUUUGGCACUUCCUUGGGUUUCUGCUUACUUUGGUCUGGCUUCGUUUUUGAAUAGUCGCAAGUCUGUGAAAAGUAGUGAUUUUUUUGGUGGUAGUGGUGCCAUGAUUGCUGUUGUAUCUUUGAUGACAUACUACAUUAAUAUCUAUGCCACCCAUAAACGCGCUUUGGCAAUGUACGGAACUGAAAAUGUGGAUGAAGGCAUUGGUGCUGUUUAGAUUAAUAUGGAUUACAAACUAGUUUAUUUUGGAUGAUGAUGUUAGAUGAUAUUAUUAUUAUUAUUGGUAUGAAUUAUUCCAUGGGUUCUAUAAUGCAGGCUACUUAUUAUUGUCAUCAUUUUUAUUUACGUAUUUACUUUUUUUAUUGAAAUGUAUGAUAACAAAAUAUAUAAUAAAAAAAAAAGAGAAAGGAUA